Molecule: messenger RNA, 1515 nt
Organism: Megalops cyprinoides (Indo-Pacific tarpon)
Lineage: Eukaryota; Metazoa; Chordata; Actinopteri; Elopiformes; Megalopidae
Exons: 14
Coding region: 1-1515 (504 amino acids)
Biological process (GO): protein N-linked glycosylation
Cellular component (GO): endoplasmic reticulum; endoplasmic reticulum-Golgi intermediate compartment; Golgi stack
Molecular function (GO): acetylglucosaminyltransferase activity
Source: RefSeq, a predicted model, not a curated record
AUGGCCUUCCCAGACACCCCAGAGAAACAUGCCCAGCCCCAGCUGCUCUCCCUGCAUCAGAGGCUGCUGGCUGUUGAGGAGAGAGGGGCUCAGGUAUCCAGGGAGCUGAGCUGGCUCUCACAGCGACUCACACAGCUCACCUGGGAGCUAAGGAACUCCUCCACCAACUCCACAGAUGGGUCCAGACAGACGCGUGUUGGUGCCAUGUCUCCACUCUGCUGGCCCAGUGCGUUCUCCUACCUGCCUCACCUGCGGGAACAUCCAGACAGCCUCACCCCCCAUGUGCUUUUGGGACAGGGCCGAACAGGAGUGUCUCUAGUGCUUGGCAUUCCCACAGUCAGACGGGAGAAGCAGAGUUACCUGAUCAGCACGCUGGGCUCUCUGUUCUAUGACCUGCCCUCAGAUGAGCGUGACGACAUCCUUGUCAUCAUCCUGGUUGCUGAGGCAGAUCCCGCCUAUGUAGACGCUGUAAUAGAAGAUAUCAAAAAAAAUUUCCCCAGUGAGCUGCAAUCUGGGCUUCUGGAGGUCAUCUCCCCUUCCCCAUAUUUCUACCCCAACUUUAGCCGCCUGAAAGAGACGUUUGGGGACACCAAGGAGAGAGUAAUGUGGCGAACAAAACAGAAUUUGGACUACAGUUUUCUGAUGCUCUACUCUCAGCAGAAAGGCUCCUAUUAUGUGCAGUUGGAAGAUGACAUUGUGGCGAAACCUGGCUAUUCACAAACCAUGAAGACAUUUGUAAGUCAGCAGUCCUCAGAGGAAUGGUUGAUUUUAGAGUUUUCUCAGCUUGGAUUUAUUGGUAAAAUGUUCCGGAUGUCAGAUCUGCCAAUGCUUGUGGAGUUCUUCCUGAUGUUUUACAAAGACAAGCCAAUUGACUGGCUCUUGGACCAUAUCCUGUGGGUGAAAGUCUGCCAUCCAGAGAAAGAUGCAAAACACUGCAGCAGACAGAAAGACAAUCUGAAGCGGCGCUACAAACCCUCACUCUUUCAGCACGUGGGGCUCCAUUCUUCACUGCGGGGAAAAAUACAGAAUCUGAAAGACAAGGACUUUGGGACCCAGACCCUCUACAAGGGACACUCCAACCCCCCAGCAGUUCUCACCAGCAGCCUGUCGGCCUAUCAGAGCCACACACUCAUGCGGGCCUAUCAGGGAGAGGACUUCUUCUGGGCACUGACGCCGUCAGCUGGGGACUUCAUCCAGAUCAGCUUCCUUCAGGAACAGACAGUGAAGGGGUACCUCUUCAGGAGUGGAAACAUUGAGACGAAUGGAGACAAGUUUUACAACACCACCGUGGAAGUACUUCCCACCAACAGUUCAUUCCUGGACAGCAUGGAAAGUGGAAAGAUCCCAAAAUAUAAGCAAUCCAAGGAUGGCUUUAUCGUAAUAGGUGCCUUUGCCAAUGGGGUGGCAGAGGGCGCUGUAGAACCGGAGUUGCAGAAGAUCUCGGCCAUUCGGCUUGUGGUUAAUGCCGACUCCGAUGUCUGGGCGCUGCUGAGCGAGAUUUUUAUCAAGGUUUGA